AUGGCGAAGCGUGCCUGCAACCUACUUUCCGUCCUCCUCGUGGCCGCGGCCGUGUACUCCUUGCUUCCGGUGCAGGAGAGCUUCAUGGCUCCGCAGGCCUUGCGCGGCGCGACCCUCAACGAGAACCCAUCCAUGCUGGCCCAGGGCAAUCUCCCUCAGGAAGCCCGCAGCAUCCAGGUGAGCAUGGCCGCAACUGGCGGUGAGCCCACGCGCUUCCCGCUGGUGUUCCUUGGACUCCUUGCCGGGACUGCCGCAGUGGGCUUGCUGGCCGUCUUCUUCUAUGGCUCCUACUCCGGCGCCGGCAGCGGCCUCUGA
This is a messenger RNA of Symbiodinium natans, 315 nucleotides long. The record is from the annotation of a GenBank genome assembly. NCBI's taxonomy places the organism in Eukaryota, Dinophyceae, Suessiales, Symbiodiniaceae.